AUGGAUGGGGUACUACGUUCCCUCUGCCCAGCUCACCAGUCUUUGCUCUACCAAAUCCUGAAGCUAGCUCACCAGGAGCAACUGCUGCCGUUAUUUAACCACAGACAAGUUGGUCAGACUGAAUCUCACUGCUGUCACUGUGGUGUACCACCACAGGAUAACAUUGCACCUCAUCCAGUCCGUUUUAGUGAAUGUAAAGCCCUCGGCCACGGCCUGUGCUGCCCGUCGGUCGAUUCUGGCCAACAAACUCAGUGCGGCGGCGCCUACCAUUCCGAAGCCUCAAAGUCCAGCUGUAGCAUCCAUCAUCACUCUCUCAGAGGCUGCAACAGUGAAGGUCAGCGGGGCUCAAACUACAGUUGCGUGCAGCGGUGCAGGACGGAAAGCUAUGGCGUUCUGUGUUCUAAGAGGCUGCAUUGCCUCUCCUGCCAAAACCAAGCCAUCGGCCGCAUAAACAGCAUAGUGCAUUCUUUUGCAUCGUCUCCUCUGUUAUCCCAGUCCUCGCUGUGCGCUCCCCCCUCUAGAUUAUGUGCAUCGGUGUGCUGCACAAAGAACGAGGGGGACUCUAGUUCGUGUUAUCCAAACCACAUCUGUCUGAGACACAUCAGGAACGCAGUCGAAAAAUGCACCGGAGAAGGAGAUCAUCACUGCCCUGUCCUCAAAAGAGAGCAAAGCCCCUCUCCUCCCCCUCUUUCACCCAUCCCCACAGACGUGGAGAAAAAAGCAGACGAAAAACCACCAUCCCUCCUCCACCACAGACAGGGGGAGGAACCUGACCCUAUGGGUGGAAGCAGACCAGUAAGUUGCAGCCUCAUGGUGGCGGAUAUGUUUGCAGCCGGAGAAAAUGAGCCGCAGUGCAAAGCCCUGGUUAGUAAGCGGGCUCAUCAGAACCCAAGUGGGGCUUCGCUGCAAGAUGUCGUGACUCGUUUCAGUCAGAAACUGGAAACGAUCACAUCACUAGACAAGGACCCUGCGCCUAUUUCCACGGCGAUCUACGCUUCUGAGAAAGAGCAGCCGCAAUUUCCCUCGACCAGUCAGAGCCCGCAGUGCCACGCUGACGCUCAUCUGACUGAAAUCAUCACCACGGUGCUGCACACCGGCAGCUCUAGCGACUACAGUCUUAGUGAGCUGUUCAACAAGCAUGAUAACAUAGCCCCAAAGUCACCCAAUACUCGCGCUCGCCGUCGCAAGGAAGUCAUGAACGCCAUAGCAACCCGUGCCGAUGAUGCGUACACCAGAAGGCAAACUUUACAAAUCAAACGGGAUCUGGCCAUGCUGGAUCAGUCUUGUAAUAGGAGGAAGAGACCCACAGCAAAGAGGGCAAGACUAAAAGAUGGGGCCGUUUCAGUAACUGCAUCGGGUACUCCAUCAGACCCUGACCUAGAUAAAGCAGUCUCUAAAAGAGAAAUUGAAGCUGGUGUAGAGCAACUAGAGAGCCAUAUGGCUGGGGAGGGGACACUGAUCGAGCUCACAAGGGAAGAAGAUGAGGAGGAAGCUAAAGAGAAUAUACAGGCAGUUAUAGUACCAGACGAUCUACGGGGUGUUAGUGAAGAGCAAGAAAGGGAGAUACCGACUGAGAGAAAAGAACUUGCUUCAACAAGUGCUGAGGCACACCGUCCCGGGCAAAAGAGUACAGAUGAAACAAGGGACUCAAACGUAAAAACAGAGGUUGUAACAGAGACUGCAGUUGCUGUGACUCCGUUGGGCGGUCUCGUUGGAGAAGAUUGUAAAGGUGUUAAUGAGGCAAGUGAUAAAAACCAAGCAGAAGUCCUACCGAUACAAAGCUCCGAGCCCCGAAUGUUCUUUACAACCAGUUUGUCUGAAGGGAUGAGCAACAGUACACAAGAUGACGAGGCUCUGACACCUAGCAUCCUGCAUGAUGUAGCCAAAGAUCGUGAUGCUCAUGACACUCCUAAAUCAAGAAGUGAUGCCCAUCUAUCAGAGUGUACAAAGACGCUUCCCUUUGAACUCAAACAGGAAGAACAAUGUGAAAUAUCUGUAUCCUCGCCAGCAAAGUCUCCAUCUUCACCAUCUAAGUCGGCAUCCUCGCCCAGGUCUGUGCCCUCAUCACCUAAAAACUGCCUUCGAAAAUCUGCUGAUUGUACUCCCUCCAAGUCUUUAUCCGGAUCUGAGGCUCGGCGAUCACCGGGUGACUUGCCACCUGUCAAUGAAACCACUCCUCCAAAAAGACGCCCAGGUCGGCCAAAAAAGCUGGGACCACGUUUGGAACAAAAAGCCAAGAGGCCCAUUGGUCGACCACGUAAACAGAUUGCUGCAGAUUCUGCAGAAGAGGCAAAAUCAUCGAACAGUAAAUGUCUGACUGGAUCUGAUGUUGACGACAGUGUGAACAAGAACCUCAAAAUAACCGUUUUGUACGGUCGUUCAAGGAGAAACAAACGAAUGGUGUCUGAGAGCUUUGACCAGCUACAAACAGACUUCAGUGACGCACUGCAAAAAGUGGAUAUUGGAAGCGACUUGAGCAUUUUAUUGCACCGCUCUAAGACCUUAGGUACUAUCAAAAGGGCUUCGGAGGAACUAAGUUUUGCCAGCCCCGCGAUGGAGCCCGCCCCUCAGUCUAACGGCAACGUCAAAUUUUUAGGGCAGGAGGAAUCCACACCCUCACGGAAACCAGGCAGACCGGCGAAAGUGAAAAUAUCUGGAAUCUCGGUCACCGUCACCACAGUGUCGCCUCGGCAACGCAAAAUUCAGCUAGACAAAGACACUCGGCAAUCGUCCGAAACGCAGCCUCACAAGAAGGCGCUGCUGUCAGAUGGGAAAUCUGCCAAAGAUCCCUGGACAAUCAGCCGUCAGCCGACAAGCAAGAGCACGCGAAAGGAAGAGGGGCUGGAAGCGAGGACCCAGUGUAAAGACGAGCUCCCACAUCAGCCCGCACCGGUGCGACACUCGAUGCGGGUGAGAAAACCCUCCAUCCACUUUCUGCAUGCCGUGGCUACAUCCGGCUUCAGAUCAUACAGCCGCAGCAACGCGCUGCUGCGGCGCUCCAAACAGCUCCUGCUCACAAAGGAAAGCAACGAAAGGAGGCAGGAGCAGCGGAACAGCGCCGAGGCGUCGGCCGAGAAACGACGGCCCGGCGGAAGAGCCAGAGCCACGGUUUCUCAGGAUCUGAGCAAAGUGGCGGAGGCGUCCGUCGAUUCGGUCUUCAGCCCGAACAGGACGCUGAGGUGGUGGGCACCGUCCGCCGAGGAGAAGACGUUGAACCAAGAGCUGGCCAGGCGCAUACGAGUCAUCUCUGACACGUGGGUUGCAGACACCGCUGAGGGCCAAGAAAAAGAAAGGACCUUGAAUUCCAAACUCGACAACAAAGGGAACGGCGCAUUCGCAAGGAAGUCGAAACAUCCCUCUGUGGUCCGAAUGCUGUUUGACUGCUCCCCAACCAGACCGAGGUCCUGCAGCAUGCAGCAGAUCCGCUCCUGGUUCAUGGAGACCACAGAGACUCAGUCUUUGGCCAUUGUCAAAAAGGCCAGCUCCCGCAAUCCGUACGAGCUCCUACACUUUCCUCGUUCGGCCAAUAAGAAGAGCACCCGCCACAGUCCCCAGGCAGAGAGACUCCGCAAACACGUCAAGAAGUUUGCCACAACCGUGCCAAAAAGUCCUCUGCAGCAUCAGCAGGCUCAGCAGCAGCUGAGGAGGAGGAAGGACAUCAGGCGACGGCUUUUUGCCUCCAGCCGAGCGGCGGGCAAACGCCGCCGGGGAGCUUUGUGGCGGAGACGCAGUUCUUCAGGUAGAUAUCAGGCCACCCUGGUAAGGGCAAGGUCUCGGUUCCUUACGUGUAAAGAAAGGAAUAGGUGGCAAAAGAAACUAAAAAAGCGAAGAAAAGAAGCCCCCCGCUUCUCGGGUGGACCUGACGCAACUGGACCCCGACCGGGACGCAAAGCGUCGACAAAAGAUCGGUUCUCCGACAGUUUCGAGACGGGUCCCACCGCCUGCUCUGCUAGCCAAACUCAGGAACUUGUGGAUGCAAACAAAGAGCAGAAGCUCUGUUCAAAAGCCUGGAGUCCCGAGACCCUGAAGGAGUGCCGGGUGUUUCUGAGAAAGAUCAACUCUCCAGACAGUGAGUCAGCGGAGGAGGAGUGGGAGUCCUGCACCGUCACACUGGAUGACGGGUCACCCUCUGCUUACCUCUUUGCAGGGCAGGAGAGGGAACUGGUCGGAGUUGUUAAAGCUGUGAAAAGUGAGGGAAAAGGGAGCAUGAGUAAGAGGACCGCCUCUAAAGAGCAGACAGUUUCUGCAGUUAAUUCAGUACAGAAGCAGGAGGCAGUUCCAGAGGAGAGGGAGCGGGGUAAAUACAAGAGUCCCAUGGGUGUGUCGGCCGAACUACCACAACCACCACCAGCGAAAACGUUGAGACAAUCGCGAAUGAGAGGCCUGUCUGGGCCCAAAUGGUGCGACUUCGUGUUGGGAAACUAAUCGAAGCGCGAAGCCGCCUCCUCUUGGGAAAGGAACUGUGGUUUGUAAUGGUGCCUUUGGACGUUGAGCUGACCAUGUGGACUGACUAUCCAACUAUGGGUCAGUCUUGCACUCAGCAGUUAUGUAGCAUUCUAACUUAAAAGCUUGACGUUGCACUAUUUUUAUCCAUGGAUUCAUGUUUGUUUUUUUUGCUCUUUUUUUGUGUGUGUGCGUGUUUCUUUUAAAUUUGCUGAGUUGAGAACAACUCCCUGCAUCCGAUGUUUUAUUGGGAUAAGUAAACCUCUUGUGAGUCUUGCUAGUGAAGCCAUGUUUUAAGGAAGGGCGGGGCUCAACUGUAUUAGUGCAUUUCUCUCACCCUGAGCACCCCCCCCUUAUGAAGGUCAACACAGCUUCUUGAAAUUCUGUAACUUUACCACUUCAAGACACUCCUGCUCUAAACCCUGCCAAACUUACUGUUUUAUUAUUUAUUUGUAACACUUACUAUAGAGCUCUUGAUAUUCUAAAAGAAUUAAGUAAUUUUUAUCAUAAAAAGAUAUUGACAUUAUUUGUUGUUUUCUGCAUUUAAGUAGCCAAAUAACAUUUCAUAAUGAAGGACUGGUUAGGACCUGCCCACGCCCAAUUUUGUUUUAGACAAUAAGCGGCUGUAAUCCUCUACUGACAUCUCGGCACCAAAUAGAAUGUACAUUGGCUCCACUUUCAGUCCCAAAACCGCACCGACCCACAAGAGGUGUGAGAAAUGAUCAAGAAAAUGGCAUUAUACAAACGUAGAGCAUACCUCCUGCUCCUUUUGAUGGGUUGUGGGAUCUGUCCGUUCUCGCCCACAGCUGGAUGUCGCCGCCAGAUGUACCUCUUGCACUAUCCCAUUUGAGAUUAUUAAUCCCGCAGUUCAGAUUCCUCCUCCAUUUUUGCACAUUGUGUGUCCCACUAGCAACCCCUACUGUAAACCUAGAGGAUCUCUUCGGUGCAAUACAAACCCAGAUGGUUUAUCAUUAUGUAGAAAUAGGUUUAUUGCUGACAGAUGAAUGGAUGUACACGAGUCCCAGUGGCCUAGGAUGUUAAGUUCAUCUGUCUCCACAGCCAUGAUGGGUUGAGAUUUCAGCCAUUUAAGAUCCGAGGCGCGUUGUUGGCUCUGGCGUUACCCUCACAUUGGUUAGAGGGAAUUAGCCAGACAGUUGUUUUUCACAUUUGCUCUACUAUCGACUGAAAGAAGCAGAGGAAUGACUAAAAGCUAACAGCUGCCAUAGCAUUAAUUUAAAUUUUUUUUUUUUUUAAUCAUAGCAUUAUUCACUGUUUAAAGACAUUUAGCUGUUUCUCUGGAGUUCUCUUUUUGUUUGGUCUUUCCUUUUCCCUCACGUUGCAGCAAGAGACGCCUGCCUACCUCCACUGGGGCUCUGCUAGGCCUACUGCUCUUGAGCUUAUCAGCCGUCACAGAUGAGGCUAGAGUCGAUCAAUAAAAGCAAAUUCCGGAUCAGUUUGUUUUCCUGCCACGUGCUGGAACGCUGCUGGAUCCACUGUCUGGCUUUUUUAGCUCAGAACUCAACCCCAUAGUGAGUAUAGUGCCUAACUCCCCUUUGUAUAUACGUGUGUCACUAUGGUAACCCUUUCAGCCUGAGGGAGGUGGAAAAGGCUCAGCCCUGUGAGAAUAGACCAUCGUCUCUUUGUUUGAAGAACCUGGUGCUAAAAACCUGUUGUAUAUUUUCUUUAUCAUGUUUUUAUACCGUUCAUUACAGAUGCAACACAGGUGUCUGUGACUGGAUCAAUAAAGAGUUUUCAACUAACA
Messenger RNA from Menidia menidia (Atlantic silverside), 6205 nucleotides. Lineage: Eukaryota; Metazoa; Chordata; Actinopteri; Atheriniformes; Atherinopsidae. The record is from the annotation of a GenBank genome assembly.